Molecule: messenger RNA, 4502 nt
Organism: Ailuropoda melanoleuca (giant panda)
Lineage: Eukaryota; Metazoa; Chordata; Mammalia; Carnivora; Ursidae
Gene: IST1
Product: IST1 factor associated with ESCRT-III
Exons: 9
Coding region: 166-1179 (337 amino acids)
Biological process (GO): protein transport
Source: RefSeq, a predicted model, not a curated record
CAAGAAGGAAAGAGAGCGAGCAGGGAGCCUGAUGUGGGGCUCAAUCCUGGGACCCUGAGAUCACGACCUGAGACGAAGGCAGAUACUCAAUCCACUGAGCCACUCAGGCACCCCUCAUCCUUUUACUUUAAACAUACUCAUUAUAUUGAAGAGGAACAGCACAGCAUGCUGGGCUCUGGAUUUAAAGCUGAGCGUUUACGAGUCAAUUUGAGAUUAGUCAUAAACCGGCUUAAACUAUUGGAGAAAAAAAAAACUGAACUGGCCCAGAAAGCAAGGAAAGAGAUUGCUGAUUAUCUGGCUGCUGGGAAAGAUGAACGAGCUCGGAUCCGGGUGGAGCACAUUAUCCGAGAAGACUACCUUGUGGAGGCCAUGGAGAUUCUGGAGCUGUAUUGUGAUCUGCUGCUGGCUCGGUUUGGCCUUAUCCAGUCUAUGAAGGUUGCUGAUCAGCUCUGUGCCAAGUAUAGCAAGGAAUACGGCAAGUUAUGUAGAACCAACCAGAUUGGAACUGUGAACGACAGGCUAAUGCACAAACUGAGUGUGGAAGCCCCACCCAAAAUCCUGGUGGAGAGAUACCUGAUUGAAAUUGCCAAGAACUACAAUGUGCCCUAUGAGCCUGACUCUGUGGUCAUGGCAGAAGCUCCUCCUGGGGUAGAGGCAGAUCUUAUUGAUGUUGGAUUCACAGAUGAUGUGAAGAAAGGGGGCCCUGGAAGAGGAGGAGGGGGUGGCUUCGCAGCACCCGUUGGUGGACCUGAUGGAACAGUGCCAGUGUCUAUGCCCAUGCCUGUGCCCAUGCCCUCUCCAAGUACUCCUUUCUCCUACCCACUUCCAAAGGGACCAUCGGAUUUCAAUGGAUUGCCAGUGGGGACUUAUCAGGCUUUUCCCAAUAUUCAUCCACCUCAGAUACCAGCAACUCCCCCGUCGUAUGAAUCUGUUGAUGACAUUAAUGCUGAUAAGAAUGUGUCUUCUGCACAGAUUGUUGGUCCUGGGCCCAAGCCGGAAGCCUCUGCAAAACCCCCUUCCCGACCUGUGGAUACCUAUGACAACUUUGUACUACCAGAGUUGCCGUCUGUGCCAGACACACUACCAACUGCAUCUGCUGGUGCCAACACCUCAGCAUCUGAGGACAUUGACUUUGAUGAUCUUUCCCGGAGAUUUGAAGAGUUGAAAAAGAAAACCUAGGUCUCUUACACCAGGCAACCUCCGGGCUCUGGGAUUUGAGACUCAGCUGUUUCUCCUUGUAACAAAGAAUCUCCAUGAAAUUCUUUUUCAUCUCUUAACCAUCACUGAGCACACUCUUCCUCUGGGCUCUCUUCAUGCUCUAAAUUCUGCUGCUUUCCAGUUCUCUCUUGCUCCUAAGAGACUAAUGAUUAGAGACUAUGAGGCCAGAGCAGCUGACUCUGGGCAGCUGGGCUUGUCUGUUUCUGAGUGUGAGCCCAGGUUUUCCCACCACCUGUCCUUCUGUCCCUCCAUAGGGGAGUGGGAAGGUGAAAGCAUUGUGAGGAGAGCUGCCAAAGAUGGCUGGACACGGAGAAGAAUACUUCAUGAAGUCUCUUAGCCCGGUGCUGAAGUUCUAGACUUAGAAACAAACCCCUCUGUACAGAGGGGUUUGUGGUGAGCAAGAAUCAAAGCAAAGGUGUGCUAUGAAUGGGAGAGACUGACUCUGGAAGCCACUGUAACAGUUCUUGGAAGCUGGGUCCUCUCAUUGGCAUAUACACUACUCCUUGCUGCAGGGCACUAUUCUACCUGGAUCCAGUUACAAAGUUUAUUGGGAAAGUUGAAGGCUUCUCUUAGUUCUACUGGAUUCUCAGGGAGCCCUCCGUGGCCUUUUGCUUUGAGUGCUGUGUUCCCUUUUACCAGAGGGCAGCACUGCAUAAAUUCCUAUUUUUCCCCAUAGCAUGUUCUGUUGGACUGCAUUUACUGGCGAACAAAGGACAGGUCACACACUGGGCAGAAGUCACCAUUCAAGGCUAAGGUGGGCUGCCAGUUGCCUUAAUAGAAGUACUCAAGUCGCUUGGGUAGUGAGCUGGAAUGCCUACAGGAGAAGGAAGGGUUCCUGUUUUCAUUUGAAAACUUUAAGAGAACCUUUAAAAACUGAUUUCAGAUAAGUUCUUGGUGCCCAUAAAAAAUGUGGCUAUAGUUGUUCACUACUUUCCUAGGCGGAUGAGACUCUUACUAUUGUAACUUAAUGUGUUCCUUUGCCCCUUAGCUGAGGCCAUCGUUCCCCAGAGGGAUGGCUUUGGGAUCAGAAGAUACGACUCUGGCUUCUGGGUAGUGUAAAUGUACACACCUGUUUCAAGCAACUUUAAUGUUUUUGAUUGGUUUGUAUCUCAUAGCUCAGUAGCUGAUAAUAAAGUUAAAAAUCCUGUGCCCUGCUUUCUCCACUGCUUUGGUCAAGUGAUGAGGUGCAGAUUUGGAUUUUAGUGGAGGGUAUUUUAAGCAUGUGACCCAUGCUGGGCACCAGCCCCACCCUACCUUUGGUUUCUUGGGUAAUGUGGAUGCCUGCAGCAAGGAGUCCAUUUCUGUUUCUGUAUUUAAGCCCAGAUAGCAUUUGUGAGUUUGCCUGGUUUAUCCUCUGGGACAGGGCUCCCCAUUAGCCAAACCUCAUGCUUGUAUCUUUGAUUUUAAAAAGCGGCAGUGAGCCCACCUCUGACUCACACAUAUUUCCCACAGCCAUGCUGAAAACAUUGGCGGUGAGUGUUUCUUUACUUGCUGUUUGGCAGCAGAGCUGGAUUAUCCUGUAUCACUUUUGUAGUGUUUUUUAGCUUUUAGCCCUUGCCUCACAGUGAUCCAUAAACCUAAACCCUGAUGCUACGGGGAUUUUGAUUCCUCAGUGAUUUACAAAAUUAACCAUGUAUUAUAAAUCGGUAAUUUUCUAACCUAUACCAUGCAAAUUUUAAUUUUUUUAAAUAUUUGAGAGAGCACAAGCAGAGGGCGAGGGAGAAGCAGGCUCUCUACUGAGUAGGGAGCCCGACACGGUGCUCGAUCCCACCACCCUGGGAUCAUGACCUGAGCUGAAGGCAGAUGCUUAACCAUCUGAGUUCCCUAGGUGCCCCAAGGUAGUUCAUCUUUUGAAACCUCAGUAUUAAUGCCUGUUGCCAUCACGGCUGCUCACGUGUUCUGGUGCCGCUGGAUUCCUAGCAAACUGGAGAGCUUCUGUAGCACCUUAUUGAUCAGUGCACCUUCUUUCAGAGUCUAAUCAAAGACAAAAGGAGAAAAGUGAGGGAAUUAAAACUCAUGCUAAUGUUGGAGGGGAAAAGUACCAAAAGAUUAAAAAAUAGUAUUAAUAGUAAAGAUACUCUUUCCUUUAAUGAUUAACUGUCAGGCAUUGGAUUGUUUCUGCUACUUAAUAGUUGAGGAUCAGCUAUUUUAGAACAGUAGAUGUCCUGUAAACUGGGUGUUCUAGGAAGAUGGUUCCCAGAGCUACGGAGACUAAUGAAGGGACUAUUCUGAUACUGUGCAUUGUGUCAGUCUGUAGUAGUAAGAGCAGCAACAAUGGAGUUUUUCUAAUGAUAAAAUCAUGACAAGUUUUUAUUUCAGUUACAAGUUGGAGUGUUACCUACCUUAAGGGACUUACUUUCUUUACCACAGGCCAUGAGAAUGACUGAAACAAAAAGGUUAAUGAUCACAAGUACCAUCAAGAAGACACUGGUGAGAAUCAGAAAAGAUCCCAGGAUUGGGUCUAAAGCAAUAACCUGGGAAGAGACAAUAAAAUAUUUUUAUUUUAAACACUGACAGUUUAACUGCUACUUUAAAAAUGUAAGUUAUAUGCUAAUGUUUGUGAUAUAUUCACAUAAAAUAUUCGGUGGAAACUAGGGGGAGAAGCAAAACUAUUAAAAAGGAAAAUGCUUUUGAGUGGACAGGUAAGUCACAGUGGCACUAUAAAUGAUUCAAAGCCCGUGUGAGUUUUGGCAGCUCUGGAAAAUAUAUCUAAGCACGGAAGCUUGAAAGAGUAGCAAAAGCAUAUUGAAAGAAUAACAUCAGAAAUCACAAAAACUGUCUCUGCCAUUCUAAGAACCUCUAUAAACACAGGAGCAUUCCAAUAAAAUUUAACAAGUUAACCAUAAAAAACUGGGGUUUUUGUUUUCUGGGGGUUUUUUAGUGUUGUCUUUUAAAAAUAAGUACUGAGUUUGCCAUUCUUUAAUUUUCAGCAUGACGAGAUCAUUCUCAAAUACAGGGACAAUGGUGGUUUCCAAAUAAGAGUAUUUUAGUUUACGUGUUCAUUUUAACAAAAGACGUUUAUUUUCCCUUGGUAUUGGCUAAUUCACUGUUGCCACUAGGGUACUGUUUAAAAAAACAACAGCCCAACAACUUAGAGGAUGAACGCUUAUAAUAACUAUCACUGUGAUGGAAUCUGUAUGACCAGAUAAUUGCUUCAUUAUAGCUACUCUAGGUCAACCAUGUAACCUGCACAAUCUUUGUGAUAUAAAACUUUUCCUAGUAAGUAUACUCCAUUUUCCGUUCACAUUGUAUUGUUAUGAUUAAAGUUUAUGUUUUUGUUUUAA